Molecule: messenger RNA, 616 nt
Organism: Punctularia strigosozonata HHB-11173 SS5
Lineage: Eukaryota; Fungi; Basidiomycota; Agaricomycetes; Corticiales; Punctulariaceae
Exons: 2
Coding region: 86-616 (176 amino acids)
Source: RefSeq, a predicted model, not a curated record
GGCCAGUGGCUAUGUAUUCAAAGUGCCUCGACACUCUCUCCAAAGAGGAUCCACGCGGUUCAGGGAACUCUGCGCUGCUCAAGAAAUGAACUUUGACAGGACCUUUAGCCCGAUCGUUUUGCCGGACAGCAUCAGUGAUCAAGAUUUUGAGCGUUUCUUGGAUUUGCUCUAUCCGAUCGUUUUCGGGGUAUAUACAGCGCAUACGUCAGAGGAGUGGACGUCGGUCCUACGGGUUGCGCACUACUUGCGCUUCGAAUCCCUGCGGGCUCUUGCAAUCAGAACGCUCUAUUCGAUCGCAUCGCCUGUCGAAAAGAUCGUCUGUGCUCGCGACUUCGGCAUCGACGAAUGGCUCGAAGAAGCGUAUGCGGACAUCUGCCUCCGCCCGUCUCCCUUGUGCGAGGAGGAAGGGGUAUUGAUCGGCCUUUCCACCUGCCUGAAGAUCGCCGCUGCGCGAGAAGCUAUCAGAGGGACCUCUGCAUUGACAGAUGUCACAUCUGCUCAAUCAAUCAUCAGACGAGCGUUUGGUCUGACGAUAGAUCACGUUGAUCCUGCGGUACCCGUCGACCAUUCUGCAUGCAUCUCAGAUCAGGCUCCAGACGCUUGCGACGACAAGUAA